Messenger RNA from Parnassius mnemosyne (clouded apollo), 531 nucleotides. Lineage: Eukaryota; Metazoa; Arthropoda; Insecta; Lepidoptera; Papilionidae. The record is from the annotation of a GenBank genome assembly.
AUGCCGUACCCUACUUUAUUAUGCGUACCACAGACGCUGGCAGUAGUUCGCGCCUUUAAAUACUUCCGACAUUUUCUGUACGGACGUAAAUUUAAAUUGAUCACGGACUGCAAUGCACUAAGAGCUUCAAAGCACAAACAAGACCUUCUCCCUCGCAUACACCGGUGGUGGUCCUAUCUCGAAAAUUUUGAGUUUGACAUAGAAUACAGAAAAGGUGAACGAGUGCAACAUGCUGAUUUCCUUAGUAGAAAUCCGCUCUCGCUGAAUGUUAAUGUUAUGACAAGAAACUUGGAAUGGCUUAACUUUGAACAGCGACAAGAUUCCCAGCUGCAUCUUGUCAUAGACUCUUUACACAACGGUGUUGUCGUUCCAGGGUAUUUGCUUGAAAGUUACGUUCUUAAGCGUGAAAGAUCAGAUCCGAUUUUAGGUGUACAAAAAUUUGACUGUAGUACCAAAGUCCUUUCAGUGGAAUCUAAUAAACACAUACCACACUGCCCUCAAGCACCUAGGAUGGGAGAAAACUCUUCAUAA